AUGGCCAGUUUGUUAAUUUCUACCUAUCCAUCUGUCCAUUUUUCUUUACCGUAUUCUCUUCCCUCUCAACUCCCAACUCCCUCCACCGUUCACCUCCUUAUAUAUUUAUGUAAAAGUCACGUGCCGUGUCCUGCUUACGGAUAUCCGGUUCCGGUUGGUGGAUUAUCUGUUUCCUUUAUUCCAUUCAUUUGGUUUGAUUUUAUUAGACCAACCAAAUGUCCUAUAACUCUUGAUAUUCUCUCUCUCUCUCUCUCUCACACACACACAAAAUAUCUUUCUUUCUCUCUCUCUUUUUAUCUCUCUUUUUUUCUCUCUCUCCUUAAUCUCUUUCUCUCUCUCUCAAUCUCUCUCCUUUCUCCCCAUAAAUGUCUCUUUCUUUCUCUCCUUCUCUCUUUCUUCUUUCUUUUGGAGGAUUUCUCUCUUUCUCUCUCUCUCUCUACUUCUCUCUUUUCUCUCUUUAUUCUCUCACAAAUCUCUCUUUUCUCUCUCCUCUCUUAUUCUCUCCUUCUCUUUCUCCCUCUUUCUCUCAAUCUCUCUCUCUAA
This is a messenger RNA of Acanthosepion pharaonis, 543 nucleotides long. The record is from the annotation of a GenBank genome assembly. NCBI's taxonomy places the organism in Eukaryota, Metazoa, Mollusca, Cephalopoda, Sepiida, Sepiidae.